Molecule: messenger RNA, 841 nt
Organism: Trichosurus vulpecula (common brushtail)
Lineage: Eukaryota; Metazoa; Chordata; Mammalia; Diprotodontia; Phalangeridae
Product: serine/arginine-rich splicing factor 10-like
Exons: 1
Coding region: 17-841 (274 amino acids)
Molecular function (GO): RNA binding
Source: RefSeq, a predicted model, not a curated record
CCCGCUCGCCACCGCCAUGUCCCACUACCUGCGCCCGCCCAACACGUCCCUGUUCGUGAGGAAUGUGGCCGACGACACCAGGUCUGAAGACUUGCGCUGGGAAUUUGGUCGUUAUGGUCCCAUAGUUGAUGUGUAUGUGCCACUUGAUUUCUACACUCGUCGUCCAAGAGGAUUUGCUUACGUUCAAUUUGAAGAUGUUCGUGAUGCUGAAGAUGCCCUGCAUAAUUUGGACCGAGAAUGGAUUUGUGGACGUCAGGUCGAAAUCCAGUUUGCACAAGGGGAUCGCAAAACGCCAAAUCAAAUGAAAGCCAAGGAAGGGAGAAAUGUACACAGCUCUUCUCGCUAUUAUGACUAUGACAGAUAUAGGCGAUCCAGAAGCCGAACUUACGAAAGGAGGAGGUCUAGGAGUCGUUCUUUUGAUUACAACUACAGAAGAUCUUAUAGUCCUAGAAAUAGACCUACUGGAAGACCACGCCGUAGCAGAAGCCAUUCAGACAAUGAUAGAUUCAAACACCGAAACCGGUCUUUUUCGAGGUCUAAAUCCAAUUCAAGAUCACGAUCCAAGUCCCAGCCCAAGAAAGAAAUGAAGGCUAAGUCACGUUCUAGACUUUCCUGGAUGUAUAGUUUCAAAACAACGAAAAGUCUAUUUAAAACUGUAGCAGUAGCUGGCAGUUCUAGCAAAGAGGAAAGUUGUGGGGUUAAACUUUGUAUUUUCUUUCUUAUAGAAGCUUCUAAAAAGGUAUUUUUAUAUGUUCUUUUUAACAAAUAUUGUGUACAACCUUUAAAAACAUCAAUGUUUGGAUCAAAACAAAAAGACCCAUUUAUUUUCUGCUUGCUGUAA